Molecule: messenger RNA, 1220 nt
Organism: Aphidius gifuensis
Lineage: Eukaryota; Metazoa; Arthropoda; Insecta; Hymenoptera; Braconidae
Exons: 7
Coding region: 96-1220 (374 amino acids)
Source: RefSeq, a predicted model, not a curated record
CGUUGUUCAGCAGUUUAUCAAAAAAGUGCUUAUAUAUAUUGUUUAAACAAUUAGUUUAAAAAGGUUUGUUUAAAACAAACAAAUAAAUUUACAAAAUGAGCGGAGUUGGAGGAAAUACAUCGCGUCUUGUUGGCACAGCAAGAUAUGUUACAAUUAAUCAAUCACAAUGUCUACGUAGAUCCAUGUCAAACUUGGCAAAUCAAUCAAAUAAUAUUACCAGAAAUUCAGCUACACAAGUUAAAUCAAAUGAUCUUUCUAGUUGUCAAUAUGCAGGAAAACAACAAGAUACUCAAGCUAAAAUAGCAUCAGCUAAAUAUUGGAACAUUAUGAGUACUGCUGCAAACAAAAUAUCAUCAAUAGCUAAAAAUUUAAAAACUAAAAUUACUGGUGACAAAGAAAAACCAUUAAUAGCAAAAGUUGGUAAUUUUAAUUUAUCACUCUAUGGUGGUACUGUUACAUUAAAAGCAUAUGGAAUUUAUAAUACAUACUAUUGGAAUGCCCCACUUAACAUUGAAGGCAACAAAGAAUUGAUGGAAAAAUUACAAAAUACAAUUGCUGUUAAAAAAGAAGUAAAAGCUGGUAAAUUUAAUUUAUCAUUUGAUAAAGAUGAAUUAACAUUAAAAGUACGAGGAAGCCCUCAUAGUUUUAUUUUCAAUCACAAACUUGACAUUACUGAAAAAUCGGCUAAAAGUUUACAGGAUAAAAUUUUAGCUGAUUAUGGAACUCCAAGAGAUGUGAGUAAAUUUUUUUCACAAGAUAAUCAUUUUAUUGUAUCGGCUUAUGAUACGAAAAUCACAAUAAAAACACAAGAAGGUGAAAAAACUGUAUUUCCUAAGCUUCCAAAUGAAACGGAACGUUCAAGCGAAGCGGUAGAUACAAAUGGUCUUCCUAUUGAAGAAUAUAUCCAAGAAAAUCAAGUAGGAAUGAAAACAAAAGAAAAUGAUAAUACUUUUGUUUUGAAGCACACAAUUAACAUUAAAAUAAAAAAUGAAGAACCGGUUGAAAGCUCGAAUAAUGCUAUUGAAAAUUUUCUAAAAAUUUUCAGAGGAAAUGAUAAAUUUGAAAUAAUUAUUAACAGCGGCGAGGGAAUACUAAACACACAAGAAAAUGAUGAAAGUGUCAAUUUUGACAAUUCACUUCGCCUUGUAGUUGAAAUGAAUAGUCAAGUAUUACAUGCUAAUUUUCACUUGGGCUUCAUUUGUACCGUUCCUUAUGUUUAG